Symbiodinium necroappetens is the source of this 519-nucleotide messenger RNA. NCBI's taxonomy places the organism in Eukaryota, Dinophyceae, Suessiales, Symbiodiniaceae. The record is from the annotation of a GenBank genome assembly.
ACGACUUGGAAAGCCGGAAAGGUCACCGAGGAGAAAGCUGCAAACUACGCGGAGUACAAAGCGGCAUUGAAGAGGCUGCAAGAUGAAGGACGUCUGCCUUCUGGGACGAAGCUUGUGAUCUUGGAGGGCCACAAUGGUCAGGCGUUCGCAGUGAAAGCCGCGCUUGCAGAAGUGGAGACGCCUCUAGUUUGUAUUCAUCAGCACGACCUGGAAUUCACUUUCGAUUUUGAUCUGGAGCGUGUGCUGGAUGUCCUUGCAGACCCAGCAGCCGGCGUGAAGUACGUCGGCCUGCCUUUGCUGGUGAACCUGCAUUAUGAAGGCAUUGCCUACCAGCACCACGGUGUUCGGGUCAAGCCGGAGAUGCACAGAGGGCUCAGCCUGAUGCCGAUUAUAUUCUGGACAGCACCCACAUCACAUCCGUGGAGCACUACACCGCCUUGGUCUUCGGCCCGGAGGAGACCUACAAUCCCGGAAACUUCGUUGAAGAGACCUUUGGCGUCCGCCAGAGGAAUGAUAUAA